CCCCCAUCUGGUCGCCUGCAGAGAAACAGGCUCCGCGUCCUAUUCCGAGAGGGAGCACCGGCUCCGCCGCGAAUUCGAAUCUGAACAUUCGAAUGCCCUUAAACGUAACUAUCACUAUACCACCAGCCAACUUUACAUUAAUUCUCCAUUCGCAGCCAUGGACCAGGACCAGUUUGGCGGCCGCACCGACGACGAUCUAUUCGCUGAUGACAUCGAGCCAGUGGAAGAAGAGACAGUCAUCCUGUCCGAAACCGUCACCGUUCAUGAUGCUCCCGCAGCACCAAGUCCGGCACCUGCACCGGCUCCUGUCUCGCAACAGCCCGCUCCCACCGCGCCGGCUCAGCCGGUGAGGGGAUCGUUAGCGCAAUCCCGCCACAAUCCGGGGCGACGCGGGGAUAGCAAAUCCCCUCGGCCACCGGGAAACAAUAAUGACAAUAACAACAACAAUAAUAACAAGAAUAAUAACAACAAGAAUAAUAAUAAUCACAAGAGGACUUCGAAGUCCGGGAACGCGAACAACUCGCCGUCCGUCCAAGAAUCCACGGCCACCUCAGCGCCAACUACAAACUCCAAACAACCCCCCACCGGCCCGCGCGAGCCCUCCGGCACAGCACCGGGAGCAAAAGCCAAGGGAUCGACGGCAUCCGCGUCGACAAACAACAACAACAACAACAACAACAAUACCGCCUCGGCCAUCUCCCAAGCCCGGCUCAACUCGGGGGCGAAUCCGCGCCCGAAGCUCACGGAGGAGGAGCUGACGGAGCGCAUGGAGAAGAUGCGGCUGCUCGCGGCCGAGAAGACGCGGCGGUUCGAGGAGGCGCAGCGCGACGAGUCCGAGUUCGCGGCCGCGUACGCGCACGACAUGGAGAAGGCGCUGGAGCGCCGCCGGGCCGCCGAGGAGGCGCGCCGCAAGCUCGAGGACGAGCGGGCCAAGAACCGGGAGCGCAAGCUCAAGGCCAUGGCCGGCAAGGAAGGGGGCGGCUGGGACGCCGGCAAGGAGGACCUCGUCGGUCGCGAGGAAGACAGGAAGGGGGGGUUCAAGGGAGCCCAUGGCGGAGUGAGGGGCGCCAGGUCCGCGGCCGGCCUCGGAGCGAGUCGGUUCGCCAGCGGCGGGGGCUUCGCGGAUGAGGGCGGAGACUUUAACGGGUUCGGCUUGAGAGGGCGAGGCAGGGGCCGGGGUGGUGGACGGGGCAGGGGUGGGCGCGGAGGCGGGGGACGGACGCUGUUUGAUGAACGCGAGGGUGAGAACGGGCGAGAUCAGGCACGGCCGAACCCACCUGCUGCUGCUGCUGCUGCGGCGGCGGCGGCGGAGUCGUCUCCGCCGAAGAAGGCCGACCUGAAGCAGGAGGAUUUCCCGCCUUUGCCGACAUCAGCUGCCGCGGCGCCUAAGACGGUCGAGGCCGCAUGGGUGUCCAAGCCCGAUGUUGACCUUUCGAUCGCAUCGCCCGUAGGCAAGUGGGAUGAGGAGGUGGCUGCUGAUAUCGCUGCCAAGCAAAACCCAUCGUAGGAGAGGGAGUGCGAGGCUCAAAAGGCAGCCACUGGUCCAUGGCGCAUCCAUCAUCAAAUAGCGAAGUGCAACGCUAGCCAAAUCGGGGCUUGGCGGAGCAGGUUCGUCACGGUAAUUGAGAUGGCUCUAUAUAUAUAUAGACACCAAACACAGCAGUGGACGAGGAAAAGGCGGACGGAAAUGCUCGAAUCAAUGGCCACGGUUAGGCCAGGCUACCGGAGCGGCCCGCGGUGAACGACCUUUACGAGAGAUAGUAACCCG
Thermothelomyces thermophilus ATCC 42464 is the source of this 1768-nucleotide messenger RNA. RefSeq lists its product as uncharacterized. NCBI's taxonomy places the organism in Eukaryota, Fungi, Ascomycota, Sordariomycetes, Sordariales, Chaetomiaceae. The transcript has a single exon. The record is from RefSeq and is a predicted model, not a curated record. The coding region runs from base 158 to 1507 and encodes 449 amino acids.